AUGUCAAGUGCAGGAAGAAGAAGAAUCCCAAAGAAGAAGCAGAGCAAAGAGCCCGUUUUGGUAACACAGGAGGAUUUCUACUUGGAAGCUACAAACCUGGAAGAACAGGCAGAAAGAUGGAUAUUAUCAGACAUCAAGAAAACGUUAAGAUUCUAUAUACAGGCUUCAGAACUGUAUACUAAAGCCUUGCACUGCACCAAUGAGGCAUCUCAAGCGAAUCGAUACAACAUAUUGUACAACCAGGUUAGAUUGUAUCUGGUGGUCUAUACAGAAUAUGUUGCAGCUAAUGGAUACAUUAACAUCCUGAACUACAUUAACAAUCUCGAAGAAUUGGUUGGGCUGGAUCAGAUCAUAUUUACCCUUCCUGAAAUAACACAGAAGUUUGAGUCAGUGUUACAGGAAUGUACAAGCGAUAAUAGCGUUUGGGAUCUAAAGUUUAACCUAUUAACAUGUUAUCUGUUACUUAUUGAAGGUAUAAAUGGUGUAAACCCUGGUAUAGGUUGGGAACUUGAUGGAGCACAGGUAUUGACUUUAUUCCAAGAAAAAUUCUAUCCAUGUUUUCGUGAGUUAGUGGAUGAUAUUAUCACUAGUUUAAAAGAGUGGUCAGAGAUUCAACAGAGUACUGAUGCUGAAUUGAACAAUGGUCUAGACGAGAAAGGUUUUCAAAAUGAUACCUUGCAGGACCAACAAGCUUCAAAUGAUGGCACCGGGGUAAAGCAUAUGCAAGACAGUGAUCAACAAGAGACUAGUUUAAUGGAAGUGUCUGACCAGAUUACACCUGAUACACUUAUUGAAACCUAUACUAUAGCAUACAAAUUGAUUGAAGCAAUCACUGCAUUAAUUGUGGAGAGCAAGUACAAUGGAAAGAAUGCUCUUUUCAAUGACUCCCAAAUAUUUUUCUUUGUGGAUGCACUCAAGAGAUUUCAAGCACAACUGGAAGAGCCUCUACUGGAUGGUCAAGACCAGCAAAUUGUUGAUUCUCUCGAUAUUAACUUGAGCAAGUUUUCCAUAUACGGUCAGUUUAUGUUGCUGGAAGGCAACACCCAGAAAGAGUCGCUGACGAAAUAUCUGGAAGAAUUUGAAUUACCGUUUGGUCAAUACAAUGAUCAAGAGAUUGAUAUAAAAAUACUUUCUGUGAAGGCAGACUUAAUUGAGACUAUAUUAUCUACUCUUGAUGAUGGCCAACAAAUUACACCAGCCAAUGUUGAAGAACAAUGGUUUUUCUCAUCGAUGUUGAGUAAGAUAUACCAGACUAUCAGCAAACAACUAAAUGAAAGAAGAGGUGAUGUAAUUUCUGGCAAAAUAAGAGGGCUCAGCGACCAAUUGAGCAAUAUAGUGUUCCGUCAAUGCGAUAUUAUCAUCAAUGCCUCAGAUAACGAUCUUCUGCGCGCAUUCCUAAUGAGUAUUCGUAAUCCUUCAGAGACAAGAACCAUUGAGAUAUUACAGAAGAACGCUAGGACUUUCCUGACUAAUGCCAUGAAGAUUGCUGAGAGACCCUGUGGUUUAGAGGAAUGCAUCGUAGAUAAAUUGAAGAGGAACUAUAUAUUCAACCAAGCCAAGAAUCGCCUGGCAAUCCUCAACAAUGAAUUAGCAAGAGAUCAACUACAUCAAUCGCCAGACAUGCUGGCCCAGAUAAGUGACCACCCAUACUACAUGCGCUUGCUCUCACUGUGA
Molecule: messenger RNA, 1674 nt
Organism: Nakaseomyces glabratus
Lineage: Eukaryota; Fungi; Ascomycota; Saccharomycetes; Saccharomycetales; Saccharomycetaceae
Source: RefSeq, a predicted model, not a curated record